This is a messenger RNA of Haemonchus placei, 303 nucleotides long. The record is from the annotation of a GenBank genome assembly. Lineage: Eukaryota; Metazoa; Nematoda; Chromadorea; Rhabditida; Trichostrongylidae.
CGAAAUCAUUUUGAAGUCUGCUAUUGUAAUUUCAGGACGCGAUCAUGGAUAGUUGUUUUCGUUGUUGAUCUGAUUGCUGGGCUUGUUUUAUUCUCGCUUGUGAACUGUGAUGGUGCGUACGAUGUUUUCUGGCAAAGUGUCGACAGCCUUAUCAUGGAUUCUCUUACACAUAACCCAGCAGGCAUGAAGCUCAAUGAACCGGUCAAUACAGCUCUUGCCAGCUUCUUUCAAUAUCAUAUACAUCUCUGGAAAAGUAAGUAUUUUGUGGAAAAUUACUCAUGUAUGGAAUUGUAUAGAUUGUAA